Molecule: messenger RNA, 6188 nt
Organism: Erinaceus europaeus (western European hedgehog)
Lineage: Eukaryota; Metazoa; Chordata; Mammalia; Eulipotyphla; Erinaceidae
Gene: PALLD
Product: palladin, cytoskeletal associated protein
Exons: 22
Coding region: 210-4367 (1385 amino acids)
Biological process (GO): actin cytoskeleton organization; dendrite self-avoidance; homophilic cell-cell adhesion
Cellular component (GO): axon; plasma membrane
Molecular function (GO): cell-cell adhesion mediator activity
Source: RefSeq, a predicted model, not a curated record
CAAAGUGACCACGGACCAAGCAGUCUUAAAUGAGUAGGGAAGACUAACCUCCAGUCCCUCAGAAAGAAGACUUGCUCAUCUGAAAUUCACCACCACCUUUGUGGAAUCAUCAAAGUAGCCAAGGAUUUAAAAGAGCACAAGAAGUGAGCUGAUUUCCAGUACCUCUUGCCUUCCUAUUGAAUACAAAAGUGUGUGAAGACUAUUCAAAUAUGUCAGAGACAUCCUCCCAUGACUCCUUCUAUGAUUCCCUGUCAGACAUGCAGGAUGACAGCAAGACUACUGACUUCUUCCCUCAGCUAUCUGCUUUCCUCAGCCAGGAAGAGAUAGACAAGAGUCUUUACUUGGCUCGAAGGGCUAUAGUCAACUCUGAUACAGAAGAUUUUGACUCAGAAAAGGAGAUCUCUCAGAUUUUUAAUACCUCUUCUGGCAGCCUUUGUGAAACCCCUUCCCAUAAGGAGGCUAAAUUGGGUGAGACACCCUCCCCAGGGAGACCUCAGUGUAACAGGUCAACACCUGUGCAGACUCUGCCAGAAGAACAAACAGAAAGCAUCUCUUCAACUGUUUCCAAGAAGAGACCUGCUAUAUCACCUUUGCUUGCCAGGCCCAGCUAUAUCCGGAGUCUCCGAAAAGCUGAAAACCAUGGAGCAAAAACUCCCAGCACAAGUGUGAAACCCAAACCUGUGAGUCCAGGUAAGGCUGGCCCCCAGAGCCAGCUGUGUGACAAGGCAGCUAAUUUCAUCGAGGAACUCACAUCUAUAUUCAGAGAAGCAGCAAAACCAAGAAAUAGAAGCCCAAAUGGCGAGUCUUCGUCUCCAGACAGUGGGUACUUGUCUCCUAAAAAUCAGCCGUCUGCCCUAAUGAGUGCCUCAGCCAGUCAGAGCCCCACUGAAGACCAACAGGAGAUGGAAACAGAGGGCAAGUCAGCAGAGGCCAGAGACUGCCACCAUGCUGACCAGGAUGUAGCAGUGCCCUUCCAUAGUAUUUCCCACCCCCAGAUCCAGGGUGCACUUCACUUGCCAGCAGCUCCUCGAUUCAUCCAGAAGCUUAGAAGUCAAGAAGUGGAGGAAGGAAGUCGAGUUUAUUUGGAGUGUAGAGUAACUGGAAACCCAGCUCCUCGAGUCAGAUGGUUCUGUGAGGGGAAAGAGCUAUACAACACACCUGAUGUUCAAAUCCACUGUGAAGGUGGAGAUCUGCACACCCUGACCAUAGCAGAGGCUUUUGAGGACGACACAGGUCGCUAUACCUGUCUGGCUACAAACCCCAGUGGUUCAGACACAACAUCUGCUGAAGUGUUCAUUGAAGGUGCCAGUUCAACUGAUUCUGACAGUGAAAGUUUAGUCUUCAAAUCAAAACCUGGAGCUAUGCCACAAGCUCAGAAGAAAACAACUUCUGUUUCCUUGACAAUAGGAUCAUCAUCUCCAAAAGCAGGAAUAACUACAGCUGUGAUCCAGCCAUUAUCUGUCCCUGUUCAGCAGGUUCACAGUCCAACUUCAUAUCUCUGCCGACCUGAUGGAACCACUUCUGCCUACUUUCCUCCUGUUUUCACAAAGGAACUGCAAAAUAUAGCAGCAUCAGAGGGCCAGGUGGUAGUUCUGGAGUGCCGGGUUCGAGGAGCACCCCCUCUGCAGGUCCAGUGGUUCCGGCAAGGGUGUGAAAUCCAAGACUCUCCUGAUUUCAGAAUUCUACAAAAAAAACCUAGAUCUACAACUGAACCUGAGGAGAUUUGUACCCUGGUGAUUGCUGAGACUUUCCCUGAAGAUGCCGGGAUCUUUACAUGCUCAGCAAGAAAUGAUUAUGGAUCUGUAUCCAGCACUGCCCAACUGCUUGUCACCUCAGCCAAUGCUGACAACUGUAGCUAUGACUCAAUGGGAGAAUCCAACAAUGAUGACUUCUCAAAUUUUCCACCUCCCCCUCCAAUUUUAGAGGCCAAUUCCUUUGAAUUGGCUUCAAAGAAUCCAGCUGAAAUCCAGCAGGUGACCAGUCCUGAGUUAGGGCUCAACAUGGCAGCUCUUCAAAUGCAAUUCAGUUCUGCUGAGGGUGAAACAAAUGGAGUCUACCCUAGCCAUGUAGUAAAUGGACUGAUUAAUGGCAAGACUAACAGCAGUAAAUCUCUUCAAAUACCAGCUGUUCUGCUUUCACCCAUUAAGGAGCCACCACCUCUGCUUGCCAAACCAAAACUGGACCCUCUUCAGAUCCAGCAGCUCCAGGACCAGAUCCGCCGCGAGCAGGAGGCGGGCGCCCUACCCAGCGCGCCGCCCUCGCCGCCCUUCCCGCCGCCGCCGCCGCCCGCCUGCCCGGAGCCCAUGAGCGCACUGGCGCCCCGCUCGGCGGCCGCCAUGCAGUCGUCCGGCUCCUUCAACUACGCGCGCCCCAAGCAGUUCAUCGCCGCGCAGAGCCGCGGCCCCGCGUCGGGCCCCGCCACGCCCGUCUCCAGCCCCAGCUCGUCCAGCCUGCCGUCGCCCCUGUCCCCCACGCCCAGGCAGCUGGGCCGCGCACCCGCGCCUCCUUUCGGCGCCGAGGUGGAAGCUCCAUGGGGCCCGUCCUCGCCAUCGCCUCCUCCACCGCCGCCUCCGGCCUUCAGCCCGCUGGGCAGCGCCUUCCCGGCUGUGCCCGACGUGUUCCCGCUGCCGCCGCCGCCCCCGCCGCUGCCCAGCGCCGCCCCGGCCGCGCACUGCGCUCAGCCCGCCGCCCGCUUCAGCCCCAGCCAGGCGCCCGCCGCCUUCCUCAGCGCCCUGCUGCCCUCGCAGGCCCCGCCGCCAGCCGUCAACGCCCUGGGCCUGCCCAAGGGUGUCGCCCCCGCAGGAUUCCCAAAGAAGACCAACAGAACUGCUAGAAUAGCUUCUGAUGAGGAAAUUCAAGGCUCAAAGGAUGCUGUCAUCCAAGACCUGGAACGAAAACUUCGCUUCAAAGAGGAUCUUCUGAACAACGGCCAGCCGAGGUUAACCUAUGAAGAAAGAAUGGCUCGCCGAUUGCUUGGUGCUGAUAGUGCAACUGUCUUUGCUGUUCAGGAGCCAGAAGAGGAAAUAGCUAAUCAGGAAAUUGGGUCUCCUCAUGCUUCUGUAGGGAGUCCUCAGGAUGGUCAAAAGGAAUACAAAGUGUCCAGCUGUGAACAAAGACUCAUCAGUGAAAUUGAGUACAGGUUAGAAAGGUCUCCUGUGGAUGAAUCAGGUGAUGAAGUUCAGUAUGGGGAUAUGCCUGUGGAAAAUGGCGUGGCACCAUUCUUUGAGGUGAAGCUGAAACAUUUCAAGAUCUUUGAGGGCAUGCCUGUAACUUUCACAUGCAGAGUGACUGGGAAUCCAAAGCCAAAGAUCUAUUGGUUUAAGGAUGGGAAGCAGAUCUCCCCAAAGAAUGAUCACUAUACCAUCCAAAGAGAUCUUGAUGGGACCUGCUCUCUCCACACCACAGCCUCAACCCUAGAUGAUGAUGGGAAUUACACAGUUAUGGCUGCAAACCCUCAGGGCCGUGUCAGCUGUACUGGACGGCUAAUGGUGCAGGCUGUCAACCAGAGAGGCCGCAGUCCCCGCUCUCCCUCAGGUCACCCACAUGUCAGAAGGCCUCGUUCCAGAUCAAGGGACAGUGCAGAUGAAAAUGAACCAAUUCAGGAGCGAUUCUUUAGACCUCACUUUUUGCAAGCUCCUGGAGAUCUGACAGUUCAAGAAGGAAAACUCUGCAGAAUGGAUUGCAAAGUCAGUGGCUUACCCACACCUGAUUUAAGUUGGCAACUAGAUGGAAAGCCAAUUCGCUCUGACAGUGCUCACAAGAUGCUUGUGCGUGAAAAUGGGGUGCAUUCUCUGAUCAUAGAGCCUGUCACGUCACGUGAUGCUGGCAUCUACACGUGUAUAGCUUCCAACCGAGCAGGACAGAACUCAUUCAGCUUGGAGCUGGUGGUUGCUGCUAAAGAAGCACACAAACCUCCUGUGUUUGUGGAGAAACUACAAAACACAGGAGUUGCCGAUGGGUACCCUGUGCGACUGGAAUGCCGCGUUUCAGGAGUGCCACCACCCCAGAUAUUCUGGAAGAAAGAAAAUGAGUCACUCACUCACAGCACUGACCGAGUGAGCAUGCAUGAGGAUAAUCACGGCUACAUCUGCCUGCUCAUUCAGGGAGCCACAAAAGAAGACGCUGGGUGGUAUACAGUGUCAGCCAAGAAUGAAGCAGGGAUUGUAUCCUGCACUGCCAGACUGGAUGUGUACACCCAGUGGCAUCAGCAGCCACAAAGCACCAAGCCAAAAAAAGUACGGCCCUCAGCCAGUCGCUAUGCAGCACUAUCGGACCAGGGGCUAGACAUCAAAGCAGCCUUCCAACCUGAAGCCAGCCCAUCUCACCUGACGCUUAACACUGGCUUGGUAGAAAGUGAGGACCUGUAAUACAGCAGUCUUACUAAAUCUGAAGCCAGCAUAUCCUUAUGUCACAGUAUGUAAAGGGCAAAAACAUACCAAACUUCAGAGUUUCAGUAGGUGAUGCUAAUAGAAUUGUCCACAUUACACAAAUUCACAUUCGCCAUCAAACUUUAAAAAUUGCUGUGAUUGAAGAGGUCUGAAAUGCUAAAGGAAGUCAGUUGUUCAAAGGUAACCACAAUUUGUAUUCUCAAAAGUGCCGCUAAACACUAGCUAUAGGUGCUAAAAUAGUGUGGAAUUAGUGAAACAACCUUCAAGUGGCGGUGUAUUCAGACAGCUAUGGUGAACCAGGUCUGUUAAGUGAAGACGAAGAGGAAAUCCAAGUAAAUGCCUUGGCUUUGCACAUUUUUUAUCAAGUUUUCUAACAAGUUCAUACCUUAUUUCUUUUGAAGUGUAGCAUUCUCUUUUACCUUGGUAGGAAGCUUAUUUGCAAACGGUGUUAAAAAGGUAAUUUAAAUAUGUCAUAUAAAAAUAUUCUGAAUAAAACAAAUAUAUUCCAGGAAAGGCAUCCAAAUCACUCAAAUGACCAAGGCAUAGUAUUUGGAGGGAAAUUCAAAAGUCAGGGAAUCUAGCUAGGGUCAGUUGGAAGCUUGGAACACCCAGGUGCUAUAGAAAUUUCAGUGUGUCUGAAAUUUGUGUAGUGGUUGAAGAGUUUAGACGAGUAGAGCAAGUUGAAAAUGGACUGGGAUGGCAAGAUUAGCGUAAGUGAGAAAUUGAUAGGAGGUAGUUUACUUGAGAGAAUGGCACCAUGAUAUGGUAAAAGGAAAAUAUCUACUUUCCUGCUACCAAGUACUUUGUAAAAGGCAUUAGCAAAGACUUUUAUUGUACAUGAUUCUGCAUCAGCUAAACUUAAACUGAAGUUGACCAGACUUGACUGUUUUAAGUCGGAACCAAUAAUUUUUCAAAGAAGAAAAAUAGUUUGGCCUAAUAUAAAAAACAUGAGGCUUUAAUGGUACUUUGCUAUGAAAAGAAAACACUGUAUUCCUUAUGCAAAACACAUAUAUCUCACUAUUUAUAAUAAAAAAUGUUGAACUUUCUUAGCUCAGUUACUCAAUAUGUAGUAUUUUUAAAUGAUUUUAUAUUUGUGUAAUACCCCAUAUAUUUGAUAUUACUGCUUCACAUGUACAGCUUUCUACUUCUUUGUAAGAACACCAACCAAAUUUUAAAUGAUCAAUAGACAUGAGCACUGGCUGGCAGAUGUACUAUAGAGAGUGGUACAAGUUUCUUAUACCUAUCAUCUGUGUUGUGUCUUACUUGCCAAAUUUUUCUGAAUGUGACUUUUUGCUAAUUUGCUGGGUUUGGGAUUAUGUAGUAAGCAUUAUUGGCCACCUUUUAUUAUAUAUAUAUAUAUAUAUAUAUAUAUAUAUAUAUAUACUAUCAUACUACUUUGGGUUGUUGUGCUGGUGUAAUGUUGAUUUAACAUCAAUAAAUAUUUAAUAAAUAAUAAUUGUGAUGCAAAGUUCCCAAGAAGGUAUAAUAAAAUUCAAAACAGCCAAAAGUGUAAGGGUGAUGAUGGGUUUACCAUUUACAAAAUUAGUAUGAAGGUUAAAAAUUCAAGAUGUACAUUGUACUCUCAAAAAUAAAAUCCAUAGGAGGAAAGAGAUCAUAAAACAGCCAGAACAAAUGACCAUACCUAUCAGUAAAUCACUGUAAAUGGGUUAAUUCUCUAAUCAAAGAAGAUAGAGUGAAUUUUAAAAAGCCCAUCUAUAUCCUACUUCAGAUGUAAAGACACAGAAAAUUGACGUGUGAAGAAACAAAAGACACUCCACACAUAUAGAAAUAAAAAUAAAA